AUGACGAAACCCGCGGUCCUUCUCAUCGGCGGCUUGACACACUCAAAUAAAGAAUGGCAAGAGUAUGGCUCCAAAUACAUUCUGAAAGAAUUCCGGCAGGGAACCCGCGAUCGAUUUCUCUCCAAUUGCAAGAAUGGUGAAUACAAUGAUGUGGUUGCUCUCUACCGUUCCAAUCAAUCGACCUCAGAGACAGGGCCCUUCGACCAAGAAUUAGUGUCCGCCUUGCCAAAAUCUCUCAAGUACAUCUGCCACAACGGCGCGGGAUACGACAACAUUGAUGUGGAGGCCUGCACUCAGAAAGGAUUGAAAGUCUCCAGUACGCCGGUCGCCGUCGACGAUGCCACCGCAGAUAUUGGUAUUUUCUUGAUGUUGGGUGCUCUUAGACAAGCCUGGAUACCUUUGACAGCCAUCCGAGAAGGACGAUGGAGAGGGAAGACACCCAUAGGACAUGAUCCGAAGGGCAAAGUACUGGGUAUCCUGGGUAUGGGUGGCAUUGGUAGAGCCAUGGCCCAGCGGGCACGAGCAUUUGGGAUGAAGAUUGCCUAUCACAACAGAUCUCGACUGCCCAAAGAACUCGAAGGCAACGCGACUUAUCUCACCUUUGAUGAAUUGCUGGCACAGUCGGACAUUCUGAGUUUGAACCUCUCCCUCAAUGCCGAAACCCGUCACAUCAUUUCGGCUCCAGAGUUCGCAAAGAUGAAAGAGGGGGUGGUUAUUGUCAACACGGCUCGAGGCGCCCUGAUCAACGAAAAAGAUCUGGUUGCAGCGCUGGAGAGGGGGAAAGUGGCAUCUGCAGGGCUCGAUGUAUUCGAGGAAGAACCCAAGGUCGAGAAAGGCCUCUUAACCAACGACAAAAUCUUCAUCGUGCCCCAUAUUGGGACCAACACCUACGAAACGCAACGGGAGAUGGAACUGUUGGUGCUGCGCAAUAUGGAGAAUGCAGUAGAGACAGGCUCAUUGUUGACACCGAUACCUGAACAGAAGGGCAAGCUUAAUGGCCACUUGUGA
Messenger RNA from Rhinocladiella mackenziei CBS 650.93, 1008 nucleotides. RefSeq lists its product as uncharacterized. The transcript is spliced from 2 exons. Gene Ontology annotation, molecular function: hydroxypyruvate reductase [NAD(P)H] activity; glyoxylate reductase (NADPH) activity; NAD binding. The record is from RefSeq and is a predicted model, not a curated record. Gene Ontology annotation, cellular component: cytosol. Bases 1 to 1008 code for a protein of 335 amino acids. NCBI's taxonomy places the organism in Eukaryota, Fungi, Ascomycota, Eurotiomycetes, Chaetothyriales, Herpotrichiellaceae.